Molecule: messenger RNA, 1647 nt
Organism: Symbiodinium natans
Lineage: Eukaryota; Dinophyceae; Suessiales; Symbiodiniaceae
Source: the annotation of a GenBank genome assembly
AUGUCUCCGCAGGAUGGCAGAAGCGGCGAGGAGUCGCAGCUUCGCGCAUGGCUAGCGGAGGAGUUGACACGGCAGAACGUGGCCAUCUGCCGCCACUUGGACGAGGCCCUGGAAAAGCAGGCCAAGCGCCAAAAUAGUGUGAUGGAGCAGCUUGCGCAGAAUUUCAGCUCGACGCAGAAGAGCAUGCAGAGCGAUCUCCGAAUGGCCGGUUUGGCCUUCCCGCCGCCGGAGCGCGCGGAGUCCAAGACGCGAGGCAUGGCAGGGCACGAGCCCCCGCCCGUGCCGAACGCCUCGUCGAGGAGCCGCAACUCUUCAGAUACGUCGAGCCUGAAUACUGCAUCCACUGAGAGCCACGAGGUCGAUGGAAAUCGGCGUCCAUCGAGGAUGGAGAAGGCUUGGCAAGAAGCGCAGGAGGAGGAGAAGAAGGAGAAGGGAGAGAAAGCCCUCGCCCUGGGGACCACCUACAAUCGGCUGGUCACGCGAGUGGAGAUCGACUUUAAGGAGUCGGUUGUGGACGCCGUGGUUAGCUUUCUGGUAGUUCUGUACACAUUCAUUCUCCUCCUGCAAACCCAGUGGAGAGGUUCCCAGGCCGCGGUCAUCUUAGGGCUCCAAGAGCCUGAGUCCGACUCCUGGCCGGGCGCCGAGAUGGCCUUCUUCAUAGUGGAUCACGUGUUCAACGCCAUCUUCGUUCUGGAGAUAGCGUGGCGCUUGCACAUGCACAAGCUCCAAUUUCUCUGCGAUGUUUUCGGCGUAUUUGACAUGCUCGUCGUCGUGGCGACCAGCAUCGAUGUCUACGUGCUGCAGCCUUUCGAUGCGGGCUAUGCACAAAACUUUGCUGUAGGGCGACUGACUCGCAUCUUCCGUCUGAUGCGAAUCUUCAGGGUUCUUCGAGUCAUGCGCUUCGCCAAGAAUCUGCAGCAGCUCCGGCUGCUGGGGGAUGUUCUCUCCAAAUGCUUGAGCCCGUUGAUGUGGGCACUACUGGUGCUGGGCAUCAUCAUGGUUGGCACGGGCGUUCUGAUGUCCCAACUGCUUGUGGAGCACGUCCUCGAUACCACGGCGGAUGAAGAGAACCGGAUGUGGGUUUAUAACUACUACGGCACUGCGAUCAAAGCCACGUACUCUGUCUUCGAGGCGACCUUCUCGGGCUCCUGGCCCCUCCUGGCGCGGCCCUUGAUCCACGAGGUGAGCGAGUGGUUUUGUGUUUUCUGGAUUGCGUAUCAAGUCGUCAUCGGUUUCGCCGUGAUGCGUGUCAUCGGCGCCUUGUUCCUCAACGAAACGAUUCGUGCUGCCAACUCAGACGGUGAAGCAGAGGUACUCCGGAAGAUGAAGGAGAAGGAGGCGUUCAGCCAGAAGGUCUACCAAUUCUUCACGGCUGCCGAUGCUUCGGGCGACGGGCGCCUUUCCUAUGAGGAGCUUGAGGCAGCUUUGCAGGAGCCGGGAGUAGAGGCCUGGCUUAAGGCUCUGGAGCUCGAGAUCCACGAAGCCUACACUCUGUUUAGCCUGCUGGAUGACGAUCGAGAUGGAGAGGUGUCCUACGAAGAGUUUCUUCACAGCGCCCUCAGACUCAAGGGGAACGCCCGGGCCAUCGACUCCAUCAUGAUAAUGCAUGAGCAGCUGCCUGGAGGGCAAGGAACUCCAAGCCAUUAA